Messenger RNA from Dipodomys spectabilis (banner-tailed kangaroo rat), 2399 nucleotides. It is a transcript of the gene Trpv3, whose product is annotated as transient receptor potential cation channel subfamily V member 3. Bases 5 to 2380 code for a protein of 791 amino acids. The transcript has 18 exons. Gene Ontology annotation, molecular function: calcium channel activity; protein binding. NCBI's taxonomy places the organism in Eukaryota, Metazoa, Chordata, Mammalia, Rodentia, Heteromyidae. The record is from RefSeq and is a predicted model, not a curated record. Gene Ontology annotation, cellular component: membrane. Gene Ontology annotation, biological process: calcium ion import across plasma membrane.
AGCCAUGAACACUCAUCCCAAAGAGAUGGUGCCCCUCAUCAGUAGGAGAACCACUGCCCCCUGUGGGAACUCUGUUGUUCUGUCAGAGAAGAGGCCAGCAGAACUCACCCCCACCAAGAAGAGUGCACAUUUCUUCCUGGAGAUAGAAGGGUUCGAGCCUAACCCCACUGUCACCAAGACCUCUCCCCCCAUCUUCUCCAAGCCCAUGGACUCCAACAUCCGGCAGUGUCUCUCUGGGAACUGUGAUGACAUGGACUCUCCUCAGUCUCCUCAGGAUGAUGUUACAGAGACUCCAUCUAAUCCCAACAGUCCAAGUGCAAACCUAGCCAAGGAAGAGCAGAGGCGGAAGAAGAAGCGGCUGAAGAAGUGCAUUUUUACUGCCGUGUCAGAGGGCUAUGUGGAGGAGUUGGUGGAGCUGUUGCUGGAGCUGCAGGAGCUUUGCAAACGGCGCCGUGGCCGAGAUGUACCUGACUUUCUCAUGCACAAGCUGACAGCCUCAGACACAGGGAAGACCUGCCUGAUGAAGGCCUUGUUAAACAUCAACCCUAACACCAAGGAGAUUGUGCGGAUCCUGCUUGCCUUUGCUGAGGAGAAUGAUAUCCUGGACAGGUUCAUCAAUGCUGAGUACACAGAGGAGGCAUAUGAAGGACAGACCGCGCUGAGCAUCGCCAUCGAGCGGCGGCAGCGGGACAUCGCGGCCGCGCUCAUCGCGGCGGGCGCAGACGUGAACGCACACGCCAAGGGCGCCUUCUUCAACCCCCGGCACCAGCACGAGGGCUUCUACUUCGGAGAAACGCCCCUGGCCUUGGCAGCAUGCACCAACCAGCCUGAGAUCGUGCAGCUGCUGAUGGAGAACGAGCAAACGGACAUCACCUCCCAGGAUUCACGGGGAAACAACAUCUUGCACGCACUAGUAACAGUGGCCGAGGACUUCAAGACCCAGAACGACUUUGUUAAACGCAUGUACGACAUGAUCCUGCUGAGGAGUGGCAACUGGGAACUGGAGACGAUGUGUAACCAUGAUGGCCUCACACCACUGCAGCUGGCUGCUAAGAUGGGCAAGGCUGAGAUUCUGAAGUACAUCCUCAGUCGUGAGAUCAAGGAGAAGCCACUUCGCAGUCUGUCCAGGAAGUUCACUGACUGGGCAUAUGGUCCUGUGUCGUCCUCCCUCUAUGACCUCACCAAUGUGGACACUACAGCAGACAACUCAGUUCUGGAAAUCAUUGUCUAUAACACAAAUAUCGAUAACCGGCAUGAGAUGUUGACCCUGGAGCCUCUACACACACUGCUGCAUAUGAAGUGGAAGAAGUUUGCCAAGUACAUGUUCUUCCUGUCCUUCUGCUUCUACUUCUUCUACAACAUCACCCUGACGCUUGUCUCCUAUUACCGUCCUCGGGAAGAGGAGGCCCUCCCACAUCCUCUGGCCCUGACACACAAGAUGGGGUGGCUGCAACUCUUGGGGAGGAUGUUCGUGCUCAUCUGGGCCACGUGUAUCUCUGUGAAAGAGGGCAUUGCCAUUUUCCUGCUGAGACCUUCGGAUCUGCAGUCCAUUCUGUCCGAUGCCUGGUUUCAUUUUGUCUUUUUUGUCCAAGCUGUGCUUGUGAUACUCUCUGUCUUCUUGUACUUGUUUGCCUACAAAGAGUACCUUGCCUGCCUCGUGCUGGCCAUGGCCCUGGGCUGGGCGAACAUGCUCUACUACACACGUGGCUUCCAGUCCAUGGGCAUGUACAGCGUCAUGAUCCAGAAGGUCAUUUUGCAUGAUGUUCUGAAGUUCUUAUUUGUAUACAUUGUGUUCUUACUUGGAUUUGGAGUAGCUCUGGCCUCACUGAUUGAGAAAUGCUCCAAGGACAAAACGGAUUGCAGUUCCUAUGGCAGCUUCAGUGACGCCGUGCUGGAACUCUUCAAGCUCACCAUAGGCCUGGGUGACCUGAACAUCCAGCAGAACUCCACCUACCCUAUCCUCUUUCUGUUUCUGCUCAUCACCUAUGUCAUCCUCACCUUCGUCCUCCUCCUCAACAUGCUCAUCGCGCUGAUGGGGGAGACUGUGGAGAAUGUCUCCAAGGAGAGUGAGCGCAUCUGGCGUCUUCAGAGAGCCAGGACAAUCCUGGAGUUUGAGAAAAUGUUACCAGAAUGGCUGAGGAGCAGAUUCCGGAUGGGAGAGCUGUGCAAAGUAGCUGAGGAAGACUUCCGGCUGUGUCUUCGGAUCAAUGAGGUGAAGUGGACUGAAUGGAAAACACAUGUCUCCUUCCUUAAUGAAGAUCCCGGGCCCAUACGACGAACAGUAGAUUUCAACAAAAUCCAAGAUUCUUCCAGGAGCAACAGCAAAACCACCCUGAAUGCAUUUGAGGAAAUAGAUGAAUUUCCAGAAACCUCAGUAUAGAAGUGGCAUUCAUGAGCUU